This is a messenger RNA of Nasonia vitripennis (jewel wasp), 7755 nucleotides long. RefSeq names its product proton channel OtopLc-like. The coding region runs from base 2374 to 4395 and encodes 673 amino acids. Gene Ontology annotation, molecular function: proton channel activity. The transcript is spliced from 9 exons. Gene Ontology annotation, biological process: proton transmembrane transport. Gene Ontology annotation, cellular component: membrane. The record is from RefSeq and is a predicted model, not a curated record. Lineage: Eukaryota; Metazoa; Arthropoda; Insecta; Hymenoptera; Pteromalidae.
UCUCCAUACUCGGCGCGAGCUUAAAUAGUCGGAAUACGAAAAAAAAGCUGUGUACCUAUAUAUGAUUCAAUAGCAGAGUGUAGCAGCUGAGAGAGUUGGAAGGACGAUAAAAGCAGGCUUCGAGGGGAAUCCGAGCGCAUCGACGCUGUACGCGCAGAAAUGCAAUAGCGCCUGCUCAAUUCAGCGGCGAAAUUCACUUUGUAAACGCGAGAGAGCGAGAGAGAGAGAGAGAGAGAGGGAGAGGAAGCAAUUGCCGCGCGUCGACGAUUGCGCCUACUGUCGUGUAAAUAUCCAGCCACGUCUACAUAUAUAGUAUAUAGUGCACGAGAGAGCGCAUAGUGCGUCGAAAAACAUUUUUACUCUUCUCGCACUCUCGAUGCAAAAAUUUUCGCGCAUCGAGAAAAAUUCGACAAUGAAUCAAUACUCCGACUUCCUCCCCCCGACGAGAGAAGUAAAUCUUCAAAUCCGAAUAUAGCGAGCGCGAGGCCUCUCGGCGGCUUAAAUAACGCGCUUUUCCGCCGUAUAAGUACCUCGCGCGCGCCGGAAGCGCCGCGCGAAUCGAACCGCAAAAAUUCCUCUCUCUCUCUCGCUCUCUCGUACGUAUAUGAAAUCCGCCGAAGGAGGGAUAUUCCAUCUAUCCAUCUCUCGACGGGGGCAAGAAAAAAAUAGAAGAGUACAAACUCGCUCAGCCGCGCGUAAACCUGCCGCAUAAUUACUCCGGCAUGGCGUCCGGAGAAGAGAGAGAUGAGAGAAAAGAUGAGGAGGAGGACGCCGAUUCCUCCUUCUUUUUCCCCAUAGGCCAGAGGGCGACUCUCAGUCUCCGGUAAUGACGCUAAUGGUAAAUCUGUGCGCGCGUCGCUGCCGCCGCCGUCGAUAGUUAUCGGAAUCGAUCAUUCAAUUUCGCGCGGCAAAUUGUCCGCGCCGGAAACUCAUAUCCGGGCGCUUCCGGUCCCCCAGAACCCCAGGAUUUUCGCCGCCGCCGCCAGCUGCAGAGAUAAACUCGCUUCCGGCACCCUACGACCCCGCUCUGCCAGUACACGCGUGCGAGAGAGAGAGAGAGAGAGCGCCCUCUCUGCUAUGUCGCGCGCGGGGGCGUGUACGUAACCUGCAGCGCACUGCAAUUUUUUUUAUUUUCCCUGGCGGAAAAUUCCAGGCGAUACAGUCGGAAAUUUCGAGUGCAGCGAGGUAAAGAGCAAACGCACUCGGCGCUGCAGCCCCGAUUAGCGCUCUUAGCGGGCUCGAUCUAAAUUCUCGCGAAGGUAUAGCUUCGCACACGCACACACACAUCAGCGAGCGCGUGUAGGAGUCAAAUAGUUCGCCGGCCGCGGAGUAUAAACGUCUCUAUCUCGGCGCGUGCAGCAACGGCCCGAUUAUCGAUUCGGCCGCUCCCUUCCUUCUCGUAUACAAGUCUAUGCGCUGCAGUGUGGUAUAGUCGUCGGGAUACGCUCGUUUGUGUGUGUAGGUGUAGGUGCGGCCAGAGGAUGCUGCAGCGGUGGACGAUUCCGAGGCUGCUGCUGCUGCUGCUGCUGCUGCAAUUUCACGCGCGCCCAACGCGAAAUUAGCAUGAGCGGAGGGAGAGAUUUUUCGGUCGCGUGGUGUAAGUACCGGCGACGAUCGAUUUUUUGCGCUUGGAUUUUCAAAGUUUAUUUUUUCAACUUUUUUAUCCGAGAGCCGCUGAUUGGCUUGCUCGGAAUUCGCGAGUUCCGACGGGGCGGAGAAACCGCGCUGGUGAAACCGCGAGGCGAAACAAAUGAUUAGCCGAGCUCAAAGUUCAAAAAAGCACGUCGAUAAACCUCGCUGCGCGAAAUUCCAAAAGCAAUCGAACGCGUCGAAGCACGUGAGGAGCGUGUACACGUUAAUUUUCACGCUGCAACGGGUACAUCGGCUCGCGCUCUCCCUCCACUCUUUUCAUCUUCUUCUCAAGGAGACACGAAAACCGAAUCGGACAGUUCGCGAGUCGUGAUUCCGAAGUCGGCGGCUAGCUCGAUAAGACGAGAUUUCAGCCGACGUGUGUGUAGUCGAUUUUUCUGGAAUUUUUCGCGAGUCCGCAGCGCGCACAGGGCAAAUCGUGUUAGCGGUUCGGCUUCUGUGCCUUAUUUGGACGGGACACAAAGCGGUUUAAUGAUAGGCCACUCGAUAGGUCGUAUUAGAGCCGCACGCUAUGAUAAAGUUACGGAGUGCCUCGCGGUGCAGGCUUGGACGAACCGAGCCGACGGGUAAUUAGAUUUCGCUCGGGCGUGUACGAUAAAUCGUGAAAUAUUAUUUUCAUUCAGUAUCAAGCAAUCGAAAGUCAUGGAGGCAUCGCGGGAAAGUGGUGGAGCGACUUGGUGAAAUAAAAAGCCGAGUGAAUUUUGCAUAAAACGAGAAUCCGAAAUGCCGAACGCCGGCCCCAUUGCCAUGUACGACGGCAGAAGCGAUCCAGCAGCAGCAGCACCGCAAGCAAACAACGGCAACGGUAAUAGCAGUAGUGGCAGAGGAGUAGCAGCCCCGAUCGAUCUCGAGUCCGGCGAGUCGAGCUUCUUCCCGCAGCCCAGAUCGCAGAGCUUGAGGAGACAGAGCAUCUCUCUGAACGCCGUCAUCAAUCAUCGGCGCGCGCUGCUCGGAGCGCUGUUCUCGGGGAUCGGCAGCAACACGUCGCUACCGUCGUGUGUACAGCAGGAGCAGGAGCUGAUGAUGCCCGGAAGUGGAGAACAGACGAGCGAGCCACCUCACAGGACGGGCGCGACGCAGCAGCUACAGCUCACGCCUGUUAACACAGCCAGUGUACCCCUCAGUAGCCUCGAUCCUCAGAAAGCGGAGAAGCCGUCUCUGGGAGCAUCGAAUUCGAGCACGUCGACCCGACACGAUCACCGUCGCAGACAGCAUGCGGAGCUGAUGUCGAGCAUCAGCACCCUGUACGCGAAGCUGCUCGUCGUCGUGGGUGUAGCUGUGCCGGUGACCGCGAGCGUCAGCCAGCAAGUGCCAGCAGCCCUCGAUCAGGGCUUCUACCUGUACCUCUACCUGGCGAGCGUCAUCUUCGUCGUGGCGAUGUACGCGACCCUGCUGCGCGACAAGGCCUUGAAGAAAAUGAUCCACAAGCACGUCAAGCACGAGGGCACGUACAACUUCGCGUCAGCCGCUACGUGUGUACCGUCGACCUUCCAGGAGAAGCUUGCCGGCAAGCAGUACAAGCCGGCUGCGGUGGAGGUGAACCGUAGGCCGACGCAGCAGUACGGAAGCUUCUGUCUGAGACUGGGAACGGUGGGCUUCGGCGCGGGAAGCUUGGUCUUCACCGGAUUGCAGAUCGGCGCCGAAUUAGCUUCCGGGCCGAUCCAUGCCAUCAUUCCGGCCACGAGGCUGCUGCUCGUCACCGCGCAGAUGCACUUCAUUUUCCUCAACAGCAAGGAUCUGGUGCUCACGAGACACGGGGCCCUCGCGAAGCUCGGACUGAUGCACCUCAUCGCCACCAACAUCUGCGAGUGGCUGCAGGCACUGGUAGAGGAGACGCAAUACGAGAUCGACCAGCUGGAGCACGACGAGCGCGACGGGGACGACGGGAUCCUGCGCAAGCUCCUUCGAGACGCCAGCCCUUUUCUCUUUCCCUGCACGAUCGAGUUCAGCCUCAUCUGCGCAGUCAUCCUCUACGAGAUGUGGAAGCGUGUGGACGAGCACCGAUGGGGGGACGCCGAGUCGAGCUCGUCCCAGGGCACGGCCAGGUCCAUGCAUCACCUCAGCAUCGAUUGCGGCAGCGCGCACAAAGGUCUCUUCGGCGGCAUCCUGGUGGUGGCGGCGACGGUCCUCAGCCUCAUCAUGUUCUUCGUCCUCCGCGAGGCCAAGCCGAAGAUGGCCAUCCAGCAGGUGACUUCCUUAGAAGUCGCCAUCCAGUUCUCGGGCACGAUCGUGGCGAUAAUGGCCGCGCUGAAGCUGCGCCACCUGGACUACCGCAACGCCAAACCGCCGCACCUGGACUCCACACUCCUCGCAGCUGCCCAGGCCGGCGUCUACCUGCACUGUCUCUUCGGCGCCGUAGGUAGCAUCCUGACCCGAGGCCCCACCUGGAUCCUUUGCCUCACCGCGGACUUCCUCGCCGUCCUCCAGAGCACCACACAGACCGUCCUCAUCAAGAUCGCCUGGAGGCGGCGCUCACGCUCGAACGAGAAGCCGGGCAAGGAGCUCAUCACCUUCCUCAUCGUGGUCAACAUCGCCAUGUGGACGGUCAACACGCUGGAGAAGUCCCGCGCGGGCGUCAGACCCGACCACCUCCAGUUCUUUGGCGUCUGGGCCUGGACCAUCAUUACUCACGUCUCCAUGCCGCUGGCGAUCUUCUACAGGUUCCACUCGGCCAUAUGCCUCUUCGAGGUCUGGAAGAGCUGCUACAAGUACCGGCCCCCUGUCAACAUCCUCCACAACUAUUGACGCUGUGGCUUUUGUUUUUUUUUUUCUGUUUGUACACAAUAAUAGAGCCUCCCGGGGGCGCGACAGUUUGAUACAGUUUACCCGCACGCUCGGGGCAACUACAUUUCCUCGGCCCAUGCGCGCGCCCGUGAGAGUGAGAGAGUGCUCUCAAGCUCGGAAGGGUGGCCUUUGUUGGCUGCUCCGCUGAUUUACUUAGCCCGGCGCAUCGAGUGCCUCUCAAACCAGUCAGUCAAGAAGCGCUGCGCGUUGUCUUGUGUGUGAGAGAUGCCGCGCGCUCGGUCGAGUAUGCUGUAUAUAGUCUCGCUGUACGUGCCGGCGAUGUGUACGUACACAUGGGAGAGAGAGAGAGAGAGAGAGAGAGAGAGAGAGAGAGAGAGAGAGAGAACAGCAGCAUCUUGGAGGCUUUUUCUCGUAGACUAAGUUCGUUGACGGGGGGCAGGCGCGGAGGAGAAGCUCUUCCCGGGAAUUAGUUUUCUGGCCGAUGGCCGCGUCCUCGAUUGGACGCAUCGAGAGUAGGUGCGAUGUUUGCUCACUUCUCUUUUUCAUUUAGCUCACUACAGGAAGAGAAGAAGAAGAACAACAACAAGUACAGGCUGAUGUAUACAUAGCUCACGAGAAUAAGGGACGCUGCGGAGCUCGAGGCUGCUGCAUUGUUCUCUCUCAGUCUGAUUCAAUUCCGCAAUCGCGACUUUUUAAUCGCGACAAACUUGCAGCGCUUUUGAAUCCGCGCGCAACUCUCUCUCACUGCGAAAAGCAGCGAGACUCUCUCUCUCUCUCUCUCUCUCACUCGUAAGUCGCAAAGUUUUAUUAGCGCGAUAAGCCGACCGCCGCGGCGGCAACGUCUAAUGAAAUCCCGUGGCCCAUCAGACACAGAGAGAGAGAGAGAGAGAGAGAGAGAGAGAGAGAGAGAGAGAGAGAGAGAGAGAGAGAGAGAGAGAGAGAGAGAGAGAGAGAGAGAGAGAGAGAGCGAGUUUGCUGCAUACACACUGCUCUGCACCAACACUCGUAUACAACCAGACGCGGAAUCCAUUCUCCGCCGUAGUAUAGCGCCGGUAUAAAGAAUAGCACGCCAUCCAUUAUACGUUGGCAAAUCCGAGAGAGGAGAGAAAAGCCAAAGCCGCCGCCUGUGUGUUUGGCGGAUGUAUCGGCGCUGCUGCAGCUAUGUUUGACAAACGCGAGAAGACGACACGGCACGGCUAUAAGUCGCGGAUUACUUCGGCGUCGAUUACGCUUUGUCAAUCGCGGGAUGGAAAAUAUUUUUCAAAACGACGAAAAAUCUAUCCGGCCGCCAAACAAGCCGGCGACCGCUAAUACAGAUCCUAGUGGAAGCUCACUCUCUUGCACUAUGUACCGUGUGUGUGCGGGUGUUGUAGCUGUAGCCGCGCUUUCGAAAGCAUCACAGCUGUAGCGCACGUUAACAGGCGCAACCGCAGCGCAACAAACAAACGCUGUGCGUUGGAGCCAGAGGCUAGUGCUUCAGAAGCCCGCUUAACUCGAUUCCCCGCGUCGUCGUCGUCGUCGUCGUCGAGGUGCGCGUGGUGGCAGCGGCAGCUGCAGUCCGAUAUACACAUUCGAGAGCCGCUGUAUAGAAGCUCACCCUACUACACGCAUAUGUAUACAUGCUUUGCUCUUCGAGGAGAGUGAAUAUAUGUAAGGGUGUAGCAUUGGUCGGAAAUGACGCACGUGUAUAACACAGCUCGAAUGAAGAUUGUAUUUAUAUUUCAUAUCCUGACGCGAGCGAGCGAAUGUGUACGUGUGUGUGUCGUUGGAGACCGAUGAUUGUCUCGUUUGCGUCGAUGAUUGUUUUCGCGCGCGCGAAUAUCGAAAUUUCGAAUAAGAGAGGAAACGAGCUCGCGCGCUGAUGAUGACUGUGUUUGUGUCCCUGUGAGGAUAGAUCGAUGAGCCGCGAUAAUUGCUUUUUCUUAACACGUGCAUGAAAAAGACCCGUUUCCAUGCCUCUAAAGUGAAUCGCAAGCUGCUCAUUUCGAGCGUGCGGGAGAGAAUUGCUAUUCCCCUCCCCCCCCCCCCGCUACUCAUAAACACUCAAAAUGCACACUCUAUAUGCAUGAAAACGGGUCUUUACAGGCACUUGUCAAAAAAAGUACGUGUGCAACAAGGGGGAAAAAGGGCAAUUUCUAACGAGCUUUCGGCGCCCUCGACUCCAACUCGUGCUCAAUUCUCACCCUCAUUAGAAAUCGCCCUUUUCCCCCCUAGUUGCACAAUAUACUAUUCGCGCACCGGUUAUUAUUAUCGCGCAUAUUAUGCGUGUGCAGCUGUAACUAUAUGUACAUGCCGCGUGUGUUUGUGUGUGUUGUUGUUAUAAAUUGAGGGGAAAGUCAAUUAAGUGUGCUCGACGAAUAAAUCAUUAUAGUUGACUUUUGGUCAAUACUGAAUUUGAGUAAUCAGGCCGAGAGAAAAAACACAAACAGUCGAGUAUACAUAUAGCGGAUCAGACUCUUUCUCUCCUGCUCUCGUUACAAGAAUGAAUACCCGGAAAAUCCCCUCAGCCGCGCAGAGACAUCAUAUCAGCGCGCGAGAAAAGCCAGCCCCGAGAGGAGGUAAUUCGCCCGGUGUAUGCCGGGAUUAGAAGCUGCAGCCGUGGAUCCAUUAAAAGACGCCAAUGCGGAGCACCUACACAGCUCGCUAAUAAUAUAUCCCCCAAUAAGCCGCGGCCAAUUAUUCCAGCUGCGCGCGAAAACCGUGACUUUUCCAUCGUCAAGUUACCGCGCGCGCCGGCCGCGAGAAAAAAAACGAGUUCACUGCAUACAUACAUAUAGUCGUUCGCUGGGCCUAAAAAAAUGUCGGAAAGUCGGCUCUGACAAAACUUUUUCCGCGGCGAAGCCCCUGUAAGACCGGAUAAUCUGAUCAUCUGAAGGCUCUCUCCCUCUCUCUCUCUCUCUCUCUGGCGUUAGCUCUGUAACCGAUAAAAAGCGCGCGCGCGCGAGAGAGAGAGAGAGAGAGAGAGAGAGAGAGGGAGAGAGGACUGGGAGGGAUAAAAGGAGCCGUGCUGCUGCCGCUGCUGAUGGGGAUGCAGCGCGCGUACCACGAGCCUUUAUUCUUCGCGCGAUUAUCGCGAGAGAGAGAGAGAGAGAGAGAGAGAGAGAGAGAGAGAGAGAGAGAGAGAGAGAGAGGAUAGGUACAGAGCUGAACCGAACGUGCUGCAACGAGUUGUAUUAUGGGAGGGCUUUAUUAAGGCUGUGGAGAGAGAAGAAGUCGUUUUCGAUUUGAGAGAGAAGCUGUGGGAGACUGCGGAAUUAAUUAUAUUUCUUAUGAUUCGAUCGUGCGGCCAAGGCUUCUGUUCGUGGCUGUGGAUGUAUUACGAAAAUUUAAUAAAUUAUGUUGUUUUGUUAAAAGAUCGAA